AUGGAGGGCCACGGCUCAGCACCUACAGCACAGGAGCAGAAGGACAGGACUCCAGGGGCCAUGCCAGGUGUGACUCCCGUGCGAUGGGAGGGAUCGAGGCUUGCUGGCCAUGCCCACGCCCCUCGCUGUGCCCCUGCAGCGGGACACCUUUCGGUGGCAUUUAGAAAGCGGGAUGCCCCUAAAGGUGCAGCAGCACAGCUGAAUCCUCAGUCGCGAAAGCCAGGCUUCACUCACCCUUGGGCUACAGGGCGCCCCGUCCCCCGAGGGGCAGGACACGGCCCUCGCCGCCACGGGUCACCCGGCUGGCACGCAGGGGACAGCCCCGCCCGAGGGGUGGCACAGCGAGGGAGCUCCGCUCCCGAGUGCCAGCGGCACAGGGGUACGGGCAGGCGCGCUGCCCCGGCCGGCCCAGGGCGCGACAGCCACGUGUGGGAGAAGCCCCGCAGCCCCUCUCGCGGGCGGGGGAAGCGGAGCUCCGCGGGGCAGGCCCCGGGCACGGCCGCCCCCGCCCGGCCGCCCCGGCAGAGCGGCCGCCGCCCCCGCUCCCCCGGCGGGGAUUUUGACCCGGCAGCCGGCCGGGCGUGCCGGCACCUCCUCCCCGCGGGAUGCGCGGCCGCAGCAGCGGCGCCGCCGCCCUCGGGCACCCCUACGGAGGAGCCGCUCCUCGCCCCGGCUCCCCGCGGCCGCUCCGUCCCGCCCGCAGGUGCGCCCGCCGCGGGCGCUGCCCCCCGCCCCGCGGCGCUACCGGAGCUGGGGAACAAACUUUCCCCGCCGAGCCCCUCCCGGUGCCGCCGCCUGCCCGCAGAGCUGCCCCGCUCCCAGAGCUGCCGGGACAGCCGCCGACAGCAACUCUCCUGGGCCGCCACUCACCCUCGGGCGCGGCGGCGGGAGGGGCCGCGCUGCCCCGCGGCGCAGCCCGGCUCCUCCUCGCACACCGUCCCCCGGCAGCGACUCCCGCGGCGCUGCGCUGGCGGACCCACAACUUUCUGA
This is a messenger RNA of Melozone crissalis (California towhee), 990 nucleotides long. RefSeq names its product basic salivary proline-rich protein 4-like. Lineage: Eukaryota; Metazoa; Chordata; Aves; Passeriformes; Passerellidae. The transcript has a single exon. The coding region runs from base 1 to 990 and encodes 329 amino acids. The record is from RefSeq and is a predicted model, not a curated record.